This is a messenger RNA of Sphenostylis stenocarpa, 2301 nucleotides long. NCBI's taxonomy places the organism in Eukaryota, Viridiplantae, Streptophyta, Magnoliopsida, Fabales, Fabaceae. The record is from the annotation of a GenBank genome assembly.
AUGGAUUCUAUGGAUGACUACAAAAUGAGUGGUGUUGACAGUGGUGCUGAUUAUGACUGCGACGCUUUGAUGAGAAACGUGGAAGAAGAAAUGAGGGUGGGAGAAGGGAGUGAGGAGGAGGAGGAAGAAGAAGAGAUAACGAUCGAGGAACUGGAGACAAGGAUGUGGAGAGAUCGCAUGAUGUUGAGGAAGCUUAAGGAAAAGAAGAGGGAGAAGGAGAAAGGAGAAACGUUGGAGAUGAUGAAGAAGAAAGCGUUGAGUCGUGCACAAGACACAGUGCUGAAGAACAUGCUGAAGAUGAUGGAGGUUUGUGGCGUUCGUGGGUUCGUUUAUGGCAUCGUUCCUGAGAAGGGGAAGCCAAUGAGUGGAGCUUCUGAUAAUCUGAGAGGUUGGUGGAAGGACAGGGUCAAGUUUGAUCGUAAUGGUCCUGCUGCUAUGCUCAGUGUUCAAGAAUCACAUCACAUAUUUGAUGAUCCUGUCGCCAGGUACGAUGAAGAAAUUGGGUUUGAAGACAUGAUUGGUGAUGCAUUCAAUGGGGAGCCAUCAACAGCAUACAGGAUGAGUGAUCUCCCAGACACAACUCUUGGGUCACUCUUGUCAUCUCUGAUGCAGAACUGUGAGCCUCCCCAGAGGAGGUACCCUUUGGACAAGGGUAUUGCCCCUCCCUGGUGGCCCACUGGGCAGGAGUGGUGGUGGGCUGAGAUGGGCUUUACAGUGGACCCAGGCCCUCCUCCCUACAAGAAGCCCCAUGACCUGAAGAAGGUGUGGAAGAUGUGUGUGCUCACUGCAGUCAUCAAGCACAUGUCCCCUGACAUAGCAAAGAUCAGCAACAUUGUGCGUCAGUCUAGGACCCUUCAGGACAAGCUCACUGCUAAAGAAACUGCCAUUUGGAGUGGUAUUGUGAAGCGUGAGGAGUCCCUUGCUAGAAGAUUGUACCCUUACUUGUUCCAAACUCCCCCACCAACUAUUGGUUAUGAUAAUGUUGGAAAUUUUCUUGGGGUGGAAAAUGGUAACUACCCACCACCAACCACUAAUAUUGCUUAUAAUAAUAACAUUCCUCUUGCAAAUGGUGAUAGAACUUUCCUUGGGGGGCAACAAAGUGACCUUAGUGCUGCAAGAAAUUUUCCUGGGGGGCAGAAUAACAUACCACAAGCCACCAAUGUUGCUAAUGGUGGUUCUUGGAGCUUUCUUGGCGGCCAGAAUAACCAAUCAACUGAUGCUACUAGAAUUCUUCUCGGGAGCCAAAGUAAAUCUCCACCAACCACCAAUGUUGCUAAUGGUGGAGCUAGAGAUUUCUUUGUGGGGCAGUUCGAUCCACCAACACCAACAAGCAAUUUGGUUGAUGGUGGACUCAGAGAUUUUCUGGCGGGCCAAUAUAACUCACCACCACCACCAAGCAAUGUUGCUAUUGGUAAUAGCAAUAAUGAUAAUAUGGUUACAAUGAUGAACAAUGGCAUUGUUAUGCCACUAGAUCAUGCUUCUGAGAAGAGAAAGGCUGGGGCUGUUCAAGGUAUUACAUUUCCUCAUGAGGACUAUUCCUGUCAUAGCAUAGAGUGCCCUUAUCACGAGACUGGCCUUGGGUUCAGUGACAGGAAUAUGAGGAACAAUCAUCAGCUGACAUGUCAACACAGAAACAACAAUCCUGUGCAAGUGGUUGGGGUUGGAGGGUUAGUGCCUUCUCAGCUUGGCAAUCCUAAUGUAAAUCUGCCCCUUGGUCAAUCUACCAACAUUGCUCAACCAGUUAUGAAUCAAAAUCAAACUUUCACUGCUGGUCAACCUAGGCACACUCCAGCACCAGCUCUGAAUCAAAAUCAGAUUCUUGGUAUUAUCAGUGACAACGCUGGAGAAAUGGGGUCUGGCGUGAUGCACAACAUCAAUGUGCAGCAGAAGCAACCCACAGGUGUUGGCAGCAGCAUGAAUGUUCCUCCACUUGCAGGCCAAAACCAGCAGGUGCAUACUGUUCAGACUCGAGUGAACAAUAAUAGUUCUUUGAUGGAAGGGUUUGUGAACAAUAAUAAUUUCUUUGAUGGAAGGAUUUGUUUGGACAAGGAUAUCUUUGGCAACAACAUGUCUGUUCCUUCUAUGGCAAGCAAAAACCAGCAGCAGCUGCAAAAUGUUGGAGGUGACAGUGGAUUUAGUUUGAAUGCUGAAGUGUCCAAUAUUUCCCCAGGGCAUGGCAAUUUGUCAAAAUCAAUAUUAGAUUCUCCCUUUGAAUGGGAAGCAAACAAUUCCCAACCUGACUUUUUGGACUCUCCUUUGUUGACAACACCAGACCCGGAACUCCUUUGGCCAUACAGUUAG